Molecule: messenger RNA, 12064 nt
Organism: Pecten maximus
Lineage: Eukaryota; Metazoa; Mollusca; Bivalvia; Pectinida; Pectinidae
Product: RIMS-binding protein 2-like
Exons: 34
Coding region: 553-6573 (2006 amino acids)
Biological process (GO): neuromuscular synaptic transmission
Molecular function (GO): protein binding
Source: RefSeq, a predicted model, not a curated record
UACCAAAAUGUUUCCAAAAUAACUCUAUGGCCUGGCCCGUGCACAUAUAGGGAGAAGCUAUUUCAAUGACAAACAAGACGGAAGGAAAAUAGUUCAAUUUCUAAGACAAUUCAAUACACUCUGUCCGGAAUACGUAUAUCAACACAGGUGUGUCGCACUCGGGCAAAUUGAUUGUCUCGUCUCACUAACCAUGUGAACCGGCUGUGUAUGUGUGUGAGGCUUGCUGGUGCUUGCAUUAGUGUGUACGGAUAUAUUUCGACAAGUGGAUGAGCUUAUUUGUUUAUAUCGUCAAUGGUGGAAUUAAAUGGUCGAUAGUAUAAAACAAUGGUUUGAACAAUAGUAUUGUGUGUAGACAUACAGGACACCACCUAUCAGCAAUUGUAUUGAGGCGACGUUACUAAGAACGCUUUGAUGAAGAUUGAAGAGUUCCAAUGUUGACUUGAGCGGGGAUGGCCAUGCAAUGGCUAGCGCGUGCACGUGGAUGCAUGGUAGGCCCUAGUCUUGGACAACAGAUAGAUGGCUAAAGAGGUCACAAAAGGUCAGACAUAAGGAAUGGACAUGGAGUUGCCAAGGAGAUUCUCCGGGGGCCGUUUGAGCCUUAAAGACGAUUUCGAUAUAGAUUUCAACGAUGCAAGUCGUGCCUCAACUCCAAUGAGCAUCCUAAGCUCCAAGUCUGAAGGUCGGCGACGAGAGCGUUCAUCACACCAUCACACACCUGAGGACUACAAAAGGAAAAUCGCUCGACUGAAAAGUGAACUGGAGAUGGAAAAGGCAAGGAAUAAACAGGUGUAUCGUGAAAAAAGUGAUGAAAUCAAGUUGAUACGCGAGUCAUAUGCUCAGGAUCGAAAUCGUGAAUACCGUGAGCUGGAAAAGAAACUCAAUCUAGAGAAACAAAAAGAGGUUGAAAUCCUUCAGGAAAACAUAAUCAAACGUAAGGAUGAGGAGUUACAGCAGGUCUUCAGGUAUAAGGAAGACGAAAUGAAAAAUCUCAACGAGAAACUCCGCAAGGAAAAGGAAACGAAAAUGGUUACAGAGGAAAAGAAACGAGAGUACAAGGAAACACUACGAAAAAUGCAAGAGGAAUUGGAAAAAUUGAAGGAAGAAAAAAAUAAAAUUGAAAGCGACUACAGUAAAAAGUGUGAUGAUGAAAACAAAAAGGAGAAGGAAUUCUCAGAGCUGAAGGAAGGAUACGAUGCUGAGUUACGAAGGAUUAUAGGUGAAUCAAAAAAGCUUGCUAUGGGGAAUUUACAGAAGCUUAAAAAAGCUGAGAAAGCAUUAGUGAAUGAGGGAAGUGCCUUAAAUGAGGAUGAUGAUAUUUCACUUCUAGAUCGGAUGACACCAUUUUCGGAUUAUUCCAGUCGUGCACCGAGCACAAGUCUCGGAUUUCGUCUUGAGGAUUUAAAAUUAGAUGAUCUUCGUAUUGAGGAGGAGGAUAUUGAGAACCUGUUGGCCUCAGCACAACCUGCCCCCUCGGCCUUCACCAAAGUGCGACGACAAACUCCUGUUAGUCUUCCGUCAAAGUCGCCAAACCUAGUCAGCCCCCGUCCAUUUAGUGUUGCCAGCGAUGUAGGAGAUCUCGACAGUACAUUGGAGGUAACCAAGCGAGUCCAAAUAAAGGCGAAACCCAGUAAUAUUAAAAAGAAUCGUCGUUUAUCUGAGGACAAAGACAAACAACUGCAGCGGAAAGUCUCCGAACUCCAAACACAAACUCAGCGCCUCGAACGCAAGAUAGCCCUACUCAAGACAGAAAACGAUCUUCUGAAGAAGAAACAAGAUGAUCAGCGCCCUCUGGAGGAAAAGAUUAAAGCCUUGAAGAAAAGGAAUGCAGAACUCGCAGCCAUCGCCCGCCGGUUAGAAGAGAAAGCUAAACAUCUCCAACAGGAAAACAUGAAGAAAAUCCGUGAUGAAUCUGGUCAGCAUGAUUCGGAGUACCUGAAGAAGAUGUUUGCCCGACAGCGAGCUAAGGACCUGGCCGAGCAUGCCAAGGCUAUGUUGUCUAAAGAUCGUGAGAUUGAGGACCUACGCAAGAAGUGUCAGGAACUCGCAGACGCCCUCAGUAAUACUGAUAUUCUUGGACCUGAGAACUCACAGAUGUAUGAAGAAAAAGAAGAACUUGUCAGCAUUAUAAAGCAGGCUGCUAAAGAACGACUUCAGCUGGAGAAACAACUAGCCAAGUCCAAACCUCCGGCGGGUACUCAGGCCGAGGCGAGGAAACUCAAGGAACUGGAGGUAACUAAUGAAGCUUUGGAGAAAGAGAUCACACGGCUUGAAAAGGCAAAGUCUGAAACGGAACGGCUGGAAGUAGAGCUUGCGCAAAAGAAAAUUGAGUGUGAAACAUUAGCAGAAGAAGUACGACUAGAAAAACUCAAAUCAGAACGAUUGGAAACAGUGGUACAAGAGACUGCCAGUAAAAACACGCAGCUUACAAUCCAGGUGUCUGACUUACAACAGAGACUACAACAGUUAGAAAAGGUUAACGAAGAAUGCAAUGUGUUACGCUUAAACCUCACAGAAGCACAGCACGAAUGUGAUAUUGCCAGAAAUGAAAGAAAUACUCUCCAAACCAAAGUUCAUGACCUUGAAAGUGUUGUCAAGACAUUACAAGAAUCUGCUGACAAGUUAACUAACCUAGAGAAUGACUACCAAACAACAAAACAGAAGCUUCAUGAAAAACAGUCCGAAAUCCUCUCACUUCAGAAGGACCAAGAUACUAAAUCCAAAGAUUAUGAAGAGGUUGUGACGUCAUUACAGAAUAAGAUUGAAGAACUCAGAGAAAGUUGUCGCAAGCAGGAGCAACAUCAUCAGGAGGUAACACAGGAACUGAAAUCUCUACAGGCCAAUCAGCACCCUCUAGUGGACAACUGGGCACACAUAUCACAUCCAGGAGGAGACAACUCAGGAAAAAAAUACAACAAUAACCCCCACAACUCAUCAGGCAGUCCGGUCCAUGAAAACUUCCAUCCCACAAACAUCAGCUCACAAGAAUCGUUACCAGGGAAACUAGUAAAUGGAAGUGAUACGACGCAGGUGGAUUCCACAAAGUCUCUUGAUACAGGUUUUGCGGACGACGAUACUGUUGAGUUAGAACCUUCCAAUGAACCCUCCCCUGACCAGGCCCAACCCCCUCCAGGGCCAUACGAAGACCCUGAACUUUACGAAAUAGCUAAAAAACUUACAGAACUGGAGGCUGCUGACUCCGAGGAGGAGAACGUACACACAGAAGAGAAGGAAGACGACUCUGGUAUGGAAAGUAACCGAGAAAUGAGGGUAAAGCCAGUGGAAAAUGGCCAUGCUGGUGAAGAUAGCCGCCGGUCAGCGCUUGGUAAGAAGGGACCAUUACAGGUGUACAUAGCCAAGUACACAUACGACCCCUUCCAACACUCGCCAAACGAAAACCCUGACGCAGAACUUCCCAUCAGCACAGGAGAUUAUCUGCUGGUCUAUGGGGAUAUGGACGAGGAUGCCUUUUAUGAUGGUGAACUUAUAGAUGGAAGGAGAGGAUUAGUACCGUCCAACUUCGUAGAGAAAGUAAAAGAUGAAGACCUUGCUGAAUUUCAUGCUGCUAUGGCUGGCUUCGCUCACCAUGAAGAAGACAGCAAUGCUCCCAGCAGUAUACAGCAGGACCUAGAUUUUGACAGUAGUGAGGAGACUGAUGACAAAUCUCUACCAGUCAUAGCAGCCCUUCGGGAUCAUAAAAACAAUGCUGCACCGCUAUCCCAUACUCACCAUGACCUUGACGAGAUCGAGUCUGAAAUUACCUGUCGAAGUCGGACAUCUGUUGUAAAAAUUGAGUCCCCUGAUGCUAAACCUGGAAUCCCGUGUCCACAUAAAUUGACCCUCGAUCGUCAGCUGACCAGUAGUAUCUUGAUCAGCUGGUGCCCUCCUCCUGAAGAUGUCAUUAUCAAAUCCUAUCAUGUUUACAUUGACGGGGACUUCAAGGCCAUAGUCAAGAGUAAUGAACGAACAAAAGCACUAGUGGAGAAUGUUGAUUCGCGAACUAUCCAUCGUGUCAGUGUCCGGUGCCUGACCAACCUUGGCCAGUCUGCUGACCAACAGUGUACAAUACUUGUAGGCAAAGAUGCCGUUCCACAGCCUAGUGAACUGAAUGUUAGUGACAUCACCCCUAAUUCUGCUACAAUCUCAUGGUUGCCAGGCAACAGUAAUUAUCAGCAUACCCUUUCCAUAAAUGGUCGUGAGGCCCGUGUGGUCAAACCCGGUGUCUAUAGUUACACCAUCACAGGUCUUGUGUCUGACACAGACCACAAUGUAGCCGUUUCUGCCCAAAGUCUGACUGGGGAGAAUAAGGCAGAAAAUCUUUCAGCAAGCGUUGACUUCAAAACACCUGCCGGAGGACUCCCAGAACCACCAAUCAACAUCCAGGUUGAGUCUGGUCCUCAGGAAGGAACUCUCCUGUUGACCUGGUUGCCAGUGACAAUAGACCCAUCAGGUUUCUCAAAUGGUGCCAUGGUAACAGGCUAUGUUGUGUAUGCUGAUGGACGUCGAACAAAGGAGGCUCAAGGUCCUACAAAUGACCACAUCAUUCUUAGUGCUAAUGAUUUCUUAGGGUUUAUCCCUAAACAGCUGUUGGUCCGGACGGUCACCAGAGAUGGUCAAGAGUCUGCCGAGUCCCAGCUGGUCCGACUCCCUCAGACACUCAUCAGGGAAAUCACAGCUGGUGCUGCCAAAUCCAUCGCUACAGAGGCUUUAAUAAAGGUCACUGAUGGUCAGAGGUCACAUGUGGAGAGAACUUUAGAGACUGACCCAUCACUGAUGUUCCGCGAGGUUCCACAGGAACAGGAAGCUGCAGUGACCCUGAUGCUAAAUGCUACUAAGGCAGAUCGUCAUCUUGACGAUUAUAGUGAUACAAGCAGCAGCUCCGAACUCUCUGAUAUUCCAGAGGUGGAAGAAGAAGAUACAGCCAGUCAUGCCUCAGUUCACAUCCAUCGAAGCACCUCAUUGGAUGAUCCUUUAAGGUCACCUGUAAAGGUGACUGACACCAUAGAAGUAUUACAAACGCCACCUAGUGGGCACAAAUCUCCGGGAAGUAAACAAGAGGAGACAACUGCUUUGGUAGCUUCCACUCAGAGAAUAGUUCCUGCCAUAGAGAUCACAAGAGACAGUAGUAGUGAGAGGGGGAACUCUCUAUCUGAGGACGAGUCUACAUCACCAACAAAAUUCAACAGAAACAGUGCUGUAAAAACUGACUCCCCAAUUUCACGCUCUCUUCCAACACAACAUUCUCCCAGCAAGGACAGAAGAGUUCCUGGAUAUUCGGAAAAUUCUGAUGGGCGGAGUGAUGCCCAUGAAAAUUCUGAUGGGCGGAGUGAUGUCCAGGAAAAAGGGAAAGUGAAACAGCAAGUGGAGUUGUUUAACAAACUCCAAAACAAUCACACUGAGGAUAGCUCUCAAGGAUGUGUGUUAUUAACAGGUGUCAAAAUGGAGAAUGAUUUACCAAAUAAUUCAAUUCAGUUAAAUCUUGAUAACCGGACUAGUCCUCAGGAUGUUUUAAAUAGUCCGAUGACUCUUGUAAAUGGCAAACCGUUUGCUGAUCAAGAUUCAAAUGCUAAUGAGCUGUUAUCAAAUGACCUAUCACCUUCAGGACGUAGGCAUCCAGAGGUGCCAUCUCUGGAUUUAAAUGAAAUAAGUGUGGAUGAAAGUGCGGAGGUGGAUUCUAUCAGUGGUGAGAUUAAUCCGCCUGUGGAGGAUACGCGUAUCCGUUUGUUUGUGGCAUUGUUUGAUUAUGAUCCUAUCAGCAUGUCACCAAAUGUGGAUUGUAUUGACGAGGAGCUACCAUUUAAAGAAGGUCAAAUUAUCAAGAUAUAUGGAGACAAAGACCAGGAUGGUUUUUAUCGCGGAGAAUGUAACAAUAGAGUGGGCUUUGUGCCUUGUAACAUGGUGUCAGAGAUUCAAGUGGAUGAUGCUGACCUUGCAGAACAGCUCCUCAAAGAGAGUCAGGAAGCCUUCAGCAUGCAUUCCAAUCUUUCAGUGGGGCCUGACUCCCAACAUUAUCACAAGUCUGUAGAGAGUCUCGACACACUGGAACAGAAUGGUCUGCCAAUCCCCUUGUCACCCACUGUGACAAGUCGACGCAUGGUUGCACUCUAUGACUACGACCCACAAGAGCUCUCACCAAACGUCGAUAGUGAGGUAGAGCUGCCCUUUCGGAUUGGUGACAUCAUGUUUAUUUUUGGAGACAUGGAUGAUGAUGGAUUCUUCAUGGCUGAACUGAAUGGACAUCGCGGACUUGUACCUUCCAACUUCCUCCAGGACGCACCUCUUCAGGAGGAGGACCCACAUGAGGCAACAAGCAUUGUCUCCCCAGCCAGGUCAGGCGAAAGUCUCAACCACAUUUCGGGGUCACACCAGUCUGACCUUGGACUAGACAAAACGUCAAACGUGGGACAGAGCCCGACAGUGGAAUCCGUACAACCGGAUUGGGUAGAGAGUGCCAGUCACAAUCACACACCGAUCCGUUCUCGGUCUGCGACGCCCGAUGAUAUUCGCCAAAAGAAGAAAAAUUCAGGAGGAAUUCUUUCAAAAGGCAAAAAUAUUUUUAAAAAGCUUACACGAUAGAUAGAUCAGUGGCCAGAACUGAUAAUGUGGCACGAACUGAUAAUGUGGCACUGGAUGGAAUCUUAAAACACGAGACAAUUAUAUAGGACUGUUCAAGUGAACAAAUCGGUCACUUAUGCCUGCUGAAUUUCGCCAAAGAACAUAUGAGAGAUCUUUAGAAAGGAAGAAUUAUUUUCAAGAAGAAUAGAGACAUGUAGACAGAUGUACUAAAACGGAGAAAGUGAUCGUAAAACAUCGUGACAAUUUUUUGUGAGAGACAACAACGCGUUUCGCUAGAUAUUGACGAUAAAUCCUCUAGAGAAGUGAUGUUACAUGUACAUGUAGUUUGGAAAUCAGAUUGUCAACUGUUUUGAUAAUCGAUUUAGUUGUGCAUUUGUAUGUUAACAUUGUAGAUGGCCAAUGCUGAAUGAGAUUCAGCUAUUCUGUAAUACCACCUACAUGGCUAUACGAGGCAAUGAAAAUGGUUUUAUAUUUAUGAGGAAAUUGUAUUUAAAAACAAAUCCAUAGAAAUAUAUUAGAUCAUCUCCCAUUACUCGGAACUUUGAUCGGAAUUUGAAAAAUAGAUUCUUUACGAUCAGUCACUCGUCAAUUAAGAAGUAUGGUAAUUUAACGUGUAAAUGAACAUUGACGUUUUAAAACACACUGCUGCCUCACCUGAACCACUUUGACAUGAUACAGGAUAACCAGGCAGUGUGCCCAAUAUGUAGAAUGCGCUGUUUUCGACCUCUGAACUUUUGUCUCGUCGUUUGUCCACUUAAGUCUGUGAUAGAAAAAUCGCCGUGUCUUUAUAUUUUUAUUUAGGUUGUUUUAUUUUCUAACAUAAUACGCUGGACAUAUUUAAAGUCAGGUUUCAUCUUUACAGAAAAAAAACAUGGGAAUCGGUCCUCUGUUCAACAAAAGUAGUGUUUAUUUAUUGUCCAAUUCCAUAACACGUUUCCUUAUUCGACAAACAAAUGUAAAAAUAAAUGUAAAUAUAUCAAUUGAUGGUUUUUAAAGGAAAAGUUAUUGAAAAAAAACCAAUUUAUUAAGGAAACUACCAGUUUACUUCUUUUCUCUACGUUAAUCAUGCGUUUUAACUGAUGGAAUAGUUUGACAUGCAACGUCGUUUUGAAGUGCUUACACGCAGUGUCUAGGCGAUUACAUUGCUAUGGUAACGUGUAUAAAUGUAUAGUUGUGACGUAUUAAAUGUAAAGCAAUGGUUAAGAAGUGUACAUAGACUUAACAAUUUAAUAUACAAGAAUUGUAUGGCUGUAUCAAAAAGAACAUUUAUUAAGAGUUUAUGUAUCUGGUGUAGAUUAAAAGCAAUAUAAUUCAUUAUUGAGAUCAAAACUACAUUCCAUUGAUAUUGUUCUUGUUUUUAUAUAUUUAUUUGCACCAAAUAUCUUUCAGCAUUAUCAGCGUUAUGGUUCGUACUGACCCGCUAAUGGCAAUGUUCCCUAUGGUCGUGGUUCGUACUGAUCCACUAAUGACAAUGUUCCUUGUGGUCGUGGUUCGUACUGAUCCACUAAUGACAAUGUUCCUUGUGGUCGUGGUUCGUACUGAUCCACUAAUGACAAUGUUCCCUAUGGUCGUGGUUCGUACUGAUCCACUAAUGGCAAUGUUCCUUGUGGUCGUGGUUCGUACUGAUCCACUAAUGACAAUGUCCCCUAUGGUCGUGGUUCGUACUGAUCCAUUAAUGGCAAUGUUCCCUAUGGUCGUGGUUCGUACUGAUCCACUAAUGACAAUGUUCCCUAUGGUCGUGGUUCGUACUGAUCCACUAAUGACAAUGUUCCCAGUGGUCGUGAUUCAUACUGAUCCACUAAUGACAAUGUUCCUUGUGGUCGUGGUUCGUACUGAUCCAUUAAUGGCAAUGUUCCUUGUGGUCGUGGUUCGUACUGAUCCACUAAUGACAAUGUUCCUUGUGGUCGUGGUUCGUACUGAUCCGUUAAUGACAAUGUCCCUUGUGGUCGUGGUUCGUACUGAUCCACUAAUGACAAUGUUCCCUAUGGUCGUGGUUCGUACUGAUCCACUAAUGACAAUGUUCCUUGUGGUCGUGGUUCGUACUGAUCCACUAAUGACAAUGUUCCCUAUGGUCGUGGUUCGUACUGAUCAAUUAAUGACAAUGUUCCCUAUGGUCGUAGUUCGUACUGAUCCACUAAUGACAAUGUUCCUUGUGGUCGUGGUUCGUACUGAUCCACUAAUGACAAUGUUGCCUGUGGUCGUGGUUCGUACUGAUCCACUAAUGACAAUGUUCCCUAUGGUCGUGGUUCGUACUGAUCCACUAAUGGCAAUGUUCCCUAUGGUCGUGGUUCAUACUGAUCCACUAAUGACAAUGUUCCUUGUGGUCGUGGUUCGUACUGAUCCACUAAUGGCAAUGUUCCCUAUGGUCGUGGUUCGUACUGAUCCACUAAUGACAAUGUUCCUUGUGGUCGUGGUUUGUACUGAUCCGCUAAUGACAAUGUUCCUUGUGGUCGUGGUUCGUACUGAUCGACUAACGGCAAUGUUCCUUGUGGUCGUGGUUCGUACUGAUCCACUAAUGACAAUGUUCCUUGUGGUCGUGGUUCAUACUGAUCCAUUAAUGGCAAUGUUCCUUGUGGUCGUGGUUCGUACUGAUCCACUAAUGGCAAUGUUCCUUGUGGUCGUGGUUCGUACUGAUCCACUAAUGACAAUGUUGCCUGUGGUCGUGGUUCGUACUGAUCCACUAAUGACAAUGUUCCUUGUGGUCGUGGUUCGUACUGAUCCAUUAAUGGCAAUGUUCCUGAUGGUCGUGGUUCAUACUGAUCCACUAAUGGCAAUGUUCCCUAUGGUCGUGGUUCGUACUGAUCCACUAAUGACAAUGUUCCUUGUGGUCGUGGUUCGUACUGAUCCACUAAUGACAAUGUUCCUUGUGGUCGUGGUUCGUACUGAUCCACUAAUGACAAUGUUCCCUAUGGUCGUGGUUCGUACUGAUCCAUUAAUGACAAUGUUCCUUGUGGUCGUGGAUUCGUACUGAUCCACUAAUGACAAUGUUCCUUGUGGUCGUGGUUCGUACUGAUCCACUAAUGACAAUGUUCCUUGUGGUCGUGGUUCGUACUGAUCCGCUAAUGACAAUGUUCCUUGUGGUCGUGGUUCGUACUGAUCAACUAAUGGCAAUGUUCCUUGUGGUCGUGGUUCGUACUGAUCCACUAAUGACAAUGUUCCUUGUGGUCGUGGUUCAUACUGAUCCAUUAAUGGCAAUGUUCCUUGUGGUCGUGGUUCGUACUGAUCCACUAAUGGCAAUGUUCCUUGUGGUCGUGGUUCGUACUGAUCCAUUAAUGGCAAUGUUCCCUAUGGUCGUGGUUCAUACUGAUCCACUAAUGGCAAUGUUCCCUAUGGUCGUGGUUCGUACUAAUCCACUAAUGACAAUGUUCCUUGUGGUCGUGGUUCGUACUGAUCCACUAAUGACAAUGUUCCUUGUGGUCGUGGUUCGUACUGAUCCACUAAUGACAAUGUUCCCUAUGGUCGUGGUUCGUACUGAUCCAUUAAUGACAAUGUUCCUUGUGGUCGUGGUUCGUACUGAUCCACUAAUGACAAUGUUCCUUGUGGUCGUGGUUCGUACUGAUCCACUAAUGACAAUGUUCCCUAUGGUCGUGGUUCGCACUGAUCCACUAAUGACAAUGUUCCUUGUGGUCGUGGUUCGUACUGAUCCACUAAUGGCAAUGUUCCUUGUGGUCGUGGUUCGUACUGAUCCACUAAUGACAAUGUUUCUUGUGGUCGUGGUUCGUACUGAUCCAUUAAUGACAAUGUUCCCUAUGGUCGUGGUUCGUACUGAUCCACUAAUGACAAUGUUCCUUGUGGUCGUGGUUCGUACUGAUCCACUAAUGACAAUGUUCCCUAUGGUCGUGGUUCGUACUGAUCCACUAAUGACAAUGUUCCUUGUGGUCGUGGUUCGUACUGAUCCACUAAUGACAAUGUUCCUUAUGAUCGUUGGUUAAACGACCGUGUCAUGCGUUGAUGUACACAAUCAGUAUAUGUAACACUGAUGUUUGGUUUACCAUUUAGCGGCAUUAUUUCAUUGUGUUGAUAUUAAGAUUUUUAUUUUAUAACAUUUGUUCUGUCGAUCACAUGACCUAGUAACAUCUUCCCUCAAGAUUGACCCUAUUUAUGUCACGACUUUCAUAUAGAUGUUUGAUUGCUCAAUUGAGUGUCAUUCGAUAAAACAUUUUCCACUAGAAAUUCAACAACAAAAAUGCAUAAACUGAUUUGUGAUCCAUAGAUACUGUAUAAUAAGAAACUACAGCCUAUUCGACUUAUGUUUAUAUACCUAAGUGCAGAAACUUCUGUCGGUAACCAAAAAAUUGGGUUGCUUAGUAUUUGACUUAAGUUUAAAUGGUCGAACAUUAUAAUGGCCAGAUAGAUUAUACUGUCAUAUAAUACCAUACAUAUCAUAUAUACUAAAACAGUAGUAUUUAAUACCGAUACAUUAUACAUGUAAAUACUAUUAUAAAACUAUCAGGAAACACGUCAGGAACCACGCAUAUUGUACCGUUACAUUCCCCCAGUUUGUACCGUUGCAUUACCCCAGUUUGUACCGUUACAUUCCCCCAGUUUGCGUUGUGAAUUUGUCAUUGGCGUAUUGGUUUUAAACAUGUUUACUGUAUGUUUGUGACAAGGACUAAACCAUAAUAAUCUUACGUUCCAUGUGCCUGUGUGUGUGUGUGUGUUUGAGAGAGAGAGAGAGAGAGAGAGAGAGAGAGCGCGCGUGCGUAUGUGCACGGAGAUAUUCCCCUGGAGGUUAGAUUACAAAAGACUAACACAGAUGUUGUAUUUAGGAUUGAAAUAAUGCGCAGAAAUCAUCAAAAUACCCUACAGAAUUUGACAGAAAUCUCCCCCGGAACUAUUUUACUGGAACACAAUCGAUAUCGUCAAGUUUCAUUUGGAAAGAAAUGUACAUGAUCAGAUGUAUAUAUCGGAGAUGAGCUAGGUUGUUGUAGAACAGCGUCGUGUUGUCGUCCCAUGCCAGUAUUCUUUUUUUUUUUUUUCUUUUUUUUGUGAAGUGCCCUUGUUGUAUUGUGAUUGGUGCUAAUAUUAUUAUCUAACAAGGACAUCGGGUUAACUGUGUGAUUAGAUAGAAUUUAGAUAAAUGAGUAUUAUGUGACGAUUUGAUUGCAGUUAUAAAUAGGGAAAACAGUUUUACCGAUGUCGAAAUAUGGUAAGAAUAUGCCACCAAAUGCAUUUAAAAUAAAAACAUCAAAGAAAAGCUAUUUGACGGUCUGUAUGUUGAUAUUACUUUUUGUUUUAUAUAGUUAUGCGACGCUUUUAGAAACAACACACACCUUAGACAACGGAUCCUUAUGUUUAGACACGUGAUGAAGCUAGAACUGUGUAUAUGAUGCAUAUUUAUUUUGUACCCUGUUUGUACAUACUGGUAUCGCGUCCUUGCAUGCCAUCAUGUGUACAAUGUUUCGAUGAUUGUAUUGAUAAAGAUGUGAUGUUGACGGUGAAAGAAAAUGUCCACAGAGGAUACAUAAGUAAAAUUAUUUUCAGAAUAUAA